This is a messenger RNA of Brassica rapa (field mustard), 1154 nucleotides long. RefSeq names its product binding partner of ACD11 1. The record is from RefSeq and is a predicted model, not a curated record. NCBI's taxonomy places the organism in Eukaryota, Viridiplantae, Streptophyta, Magnoliopsida, Brassicales, Brassicaceae. Gene Ontology annotation, molecular function: RNA binding.
GGUCAAAAAAGUUUAUUUUGUUUAUAAUAAAAUAGUAGUACUAAAAAAGGAUGAAUGGCGUAACGCAAUCCCACACGUCGAGAGUGUAAUAAAAAGCAAAGACAUUUCUUCUCCUCUCUACGCAAAUCAUAUCAAUCAAUCAAAUAUCUCUUGAAUCUGCGUUAGCAAGCAACCACCCACCUCUCUUCCCGGCGACGACGAAGAUCAACAACAUCCAUGGCGAUAAGGUCAGUAAAAGUUGGCAAUCUCUCCUCAGGAGCAACAGAGCACAACAUCAAAGAGUUCUUCUCUUUUUCUGGUGAAGUUGAAAACAUUGACAUCCAAGGCAGUGGCGAGCAUAGUGCUUAUGUCACAUUCAAAGAUCCUCAAGGAGCUGAGACCGCUGUGCUCUUAUCAGGUGCAAGUAUUGCCGAUCAAUCAGUGACCAUUGAGUUGGCUCCUAACUACACCCCACCUGCUGCCCCUCAUGCUGAAACACAGAGCGGUGGCGGAGGCGCCGCAGAAGGCGUUGUCCAGAAGGCAGAAGAUGUUGUGAGCAGCAUGUUAGCAAAGGGUUUCAUCCUCGGGAAAGACGCUGUUGGCAAAGCAAAAGCUUUCGAUGAGAAACUCGGUUUCACUUCAACCGCAACCGCAGGAGUUGCUUCCAUAGACCAAAAGAUCGGUCUAAGCCAAAAAUUCACAGCUGGUACAACCUUGGUGAACGACAAGAUCAAAGAGGUGGACCAAAGCCUCCAUGUUUCAGAGAGGACCAAGUCUGCAUAUGCUUCGGCUGAACAGACAGUGAGCAGCGCAGGAAACGCCGUUAUGAAAAACCGUUAUGUGCUAACCGGUGUGAGCUGGGCCGCAGGAGCGUUCAGCAGAGUUGCUAAAGCUGCUGGAGAGGUUAGUCAGAAAACAAAAGAAAAGGUUGAAGCUGAGCACCCGCCACAACCGUCACAGUCUCAGGAGCAAUUACCUGAAGGGUAUGCUCCCAUUCAUUCGUCUGAAUACUCCAAGAAAUAAAUCUCUUUCUUGUUGGUUUCUUUGGUAUGUUAUAACAUAAAAAGCUAAGCUUGGAACUUGUCUAUAUAUAUAUUCAAUAAUCUAAACAGUUAUACAUAGAAAUAAAUGUAAAGACAGAAAUCAAAUUAACCCGUUCAGACCAGUUUCAAUCA